Messenger RNA from Cuscuta epithymum, 5585 nucleotides. Lineage: Eukaryota; Viridiplantae; Streptophyta; Magnoliopsida; Solanales; Convolvulaceae. The record is from the annotation of a GenBank genome assembly.
UUAAUGAAUAAGAUGCUCAAAAAAUUUCAUCAAAAAAUUCUACCGGGAACCACUCCAGGCCGGACAGAACUUCCUAAAUAAGGGCUUAUUUGACCUUUUUUUAAUUAGUACAUUGGCCUAUUUGCAGCUUUUCCCUAUACUAAAAUAAUGUGAUUACAUUAACGUCACCCCAAUUUUAGUGAUCUAAAAUAAAUCUCGUAAUCUUAAAGUCGAAAUCCAUAAGGAUUAAGGAUGUCUUAUACUUCGUAUAUUACUCCCGUACUCCGUACAUUUCUUUGGUAGCCUUGUAACUUUAACCAAAUGAAUGAAGUAAUUUAACAUUACCUUCACUUUUUAUUUACAAGAAAUUUAAUAAUGAAACUUAAAAUUGCAACCGCCAAUAAUUGGGAUUUUAAUAAAGUAAACUCCAUGCAUCGUGCCAGUGGAACCUAAAAAUCCUGAGACAAAAAAAACAACCCUGCAACCAUUUAGAAAAAAAAAAUGUAGUCCCAAAAACACAAUCUGCAACCUUGCACUUCCGAAGCUAAAACAAUCAUAGAAAACUGUUAUAUUUGUAAUCCUAAUUCUGGUUAUAUUUAUCCAUGAUGUUAAAUGCUUAGAUCGGAAGGUAAAGCAAGAUUAAGAAUAAUUUAGGUCUGGCCCGUUUCAGCCUUUAUAUUUUGGUUUGGGCCUGUUUUAGAAAAGUCCAGUCCAUUCUCUAUAUCUUUGACCCAGCUCUUUUGAUUUGCAUAUAAGACGUCUCCUUCCUUCCUUCUGGAGAUAUCUUUUGCGUCAUUUGAAACCCUAAGUCCAAAAAGGCAAGUCUGAGAGCUUGAGCGUUGAAGAGAGAGAAACCUCUGGUUUUUUCUUCUGUUCGUUCGAUUCUACUUCACUUGAGGUCAAAGCAAGCUGAGAAAGGUUGGAGAUCAAUCGUGUGGAGAAGCUGGAACGCUGGGCUGUUGGUUCGAUUCCAAGAAUCUGAUACACCUGGGUUUCUGAAGCUUUGUUCGGUAGAUGAAAAGAUAAAAGACACCCAUCAAGCUGUUAUCCUGUUAAAUUCUUUACCACCCCAGUUUGAUAAUUUCAAGGAUGUCAUUCAGUACUCUAAUGAUGAUCUCACCCCUGGUAAGAUCACUGAUGCUAUACUUGAGAAGAAUGAAUCCCUGAAAGUUUUUAAGUCUAAAUCUGAUCCCUUUAAUACUGAUAAAGCUGAGACUAAGAAUGAAGCCCUGGUUAUUAAAGGGAAACCAAAGAACAAAAAGAACAAUUCAAAGAAGAAGAAUAAAACUGAUAAAGAUAAUUCUGAUAAGAAAACCUUCAAAUGUCACUACUGUGGCAUAGAAGGACAUUUUGCAAGAGACUGUAGGAAAAAGAAAAGGGACAAACAAGGUGAUAAUAAGAAUAAUCCUAACCCUACUCCUAACACAGAAUCUGCAAAUGUUUUUCAACAUGAAUUGCUUGUUUGCUCUGGAUCUUCUUUGAAUGAUGAAUGGAUUUUAGACUCUGGGUGUACAUUACAUGCCACUCCUAACAAGACCUAUUUCUCUUCCCUGACUCAAAAUGAUGGGGGAAAGGUCAUGUUAGGAGACAAUACUGCCCUUGAUAUCAAAGGUGUUGGUAAUGUUCCGCUGAGGAUGUUUGAUGGGGUUGUAAGGGUUAUCCAAAAUGUUAGGUGGGUUCCCUUCUUAAGAAGGAAUCUUUUGUCUGAAUCUGUUUUUGAUGAUCUGGGUUGCACUAUUAAUACACAGGAUGGGUAUAAGGUUGUUUCCAGAAAUGGAAAUGACCUUAUUAAAGCUAAUAAGAGUGGGGGACUUUACUUAGUUAAUUGCUCCCCUGAACUUAAUUUAGCUGUUUCUGUUAAUAAUAGCACCACCCAGAAACAAACUGAGAUUUGGCACAACAGAUUGGGUCACAUUGGGAAUGUGGGUUUGAAUAAGCUGUUUAAAACUGGAUUUUUUGACUUUAAACCUGUAAACCUUGGUUUUUGUGAAAAUUGUACUUUUGGUAAGAAAACCAGACAUUCUUUUGAACAAUCUUCAUAUGUUGCUUCUGCUCCCUUGGAAUUGGUUCAUUCUGAUUUAUGGGGACCUUCCAAAGUGAGCACAACUGGAGGUAGGAAAUACUUUCUAUCUCUAGUUGACCACUUUUCCAGGAAGGUGUGGAUUUUCUUACUAAAAACUAAGGAUGAAACUUUUGAAAACUUCAAGAAUUGGAAAACUUUGGUUGAGUCUCAAUCCAAUUUUAAACUGAAAGCUUUGAAAACUGAUAAUGGUCUUGAGUUCUGCAAUAAUGAAUUCAAUGGUUUUUGCAAAAAUGAAGGGAUCAAAAGAUUACUUACUGUCCCUGGUACUCCUCAGCAGAAUGGCACUGCUGAAAGGAUGAACAGGACCUUGCUUGAAAAGGCAAGGUGUAUGCUCAUCAGUUCAGGACUUGGAAAUUCCUUGUGGGGUGAAGCAGUGGUUACUGCCUCAUACCUUGUUAACAGAUCCCCAUCUUCUGUGAUCAGUUUUAAAACUCCACAGGAAAUGUGGUCUGGUAUUAAACCAAACAUUUCUCAUUUAAGGCCUUUUGGGUGUGCUGCUUAUGCCCAUGUUUCUCAAGGUAAACUACAACCUAGAGCCUUGAAAUGUGUAAUGUUAGGUUAUCCUGAGGGAAUUAAAGGCUAUAAGCUACUGGUUUUACAACCAGGGGCUUAUAAGUGUAUUGUAUCCAGAGAUGUUACUUUCAAUGAAUGUGAUUUUCCUUGUAAAAGAACUGAUACUACUUCAAGUAAGUAUGCAGGUGUUUCUGAUGGAAAUUUCUUUGAAUCUUUGGAUGAUGAUGACUCUUUGUAUAAAGAGGAUCAUAGUGGAAUUCUCCACAAUGAUGCAAAUGAUUAUUCAGAGUCUGACACAGAUCAACAAGAUGACCUCAAUGGAGGUGAACAGGUAGUGGUGAGUUCAGACUCACAAGGUAGUAACUCUGGUUCUCAUACUACCUCUGUGCAUGAACUAACUGAUACUGCUGUCAAUGAUAAUGUGCAUGUUGAUAAUAAUGACACUGAUAAUCAUAGCACACCAAAUUUGGCUGACUAUCAACUGGUUAGAGAUAGAGAACCUAGAACUAUUAUUCCUAAUAAAAGAUAUUUCUCUAAUCUUGCUGAAUUUGUGAUGAUUGCUGCUGAAGUAGUUAAACAGUUAGCUCCUGAUAACUUUGAACAAGCUAUGAUGUGCCCUAAGUCUAAUGAGUGGAUGAAAGCCAUGCAGGAAGAACUUCAGUCCAUGUACUUUAAUAGGACCUGGACUUUAGUUCCUAAACCUAAAAAUGCUAAAGUAAUUGACUGUAGGUGGAUUUUUAGGUUAAAAGAUAGUCUUGAUCCUACAGAACCUCCUAAGUUUAAAGCCAGGCUUGUAGCUAAAGGUUUUAGACAAAAGGAAGGUAUUGACUACCAAGAUAUCUUUGCACCUGUUAUAAAAUUCAAAACUUUGAGAUUAAUGUUGGCUAUAACCACUGUUUUUGACUGGGAGUUGGAGCAAAUGGAUGUUAAAACUGCUUUUUUGCAUGGAGACUUAAAAGAAACCAUUUUCAUGUCUCAACCUCCUGGUUUUAUCAACAAAGAGUUUCCUGAACAUGUUUGUCUUCUUAAAAAAUCAAUCUAUGGACUUAAACAGUCUCCCAGACAAUGGAAUUUGAAGUUUGAUUCCUGCAUGAGUGAACUUGGUUUUUUAAGGAGUAAAUAUGAUACUUGUCUGUAUUAUAAACAUGUUGGAACUGAAAAUGUUGUUUAUAUCCUGCUGUAUGUUGAUGAUAUUCUCUUAAUUGGUCCAUGUAAAAUGUUGAUUGUUAGUGUUAAGGAUGAUCUGAAAUUGCAUUUUGACAUGAAGGACAUUGGUUCUGCCAAGAGGAUUUUGGGAAUAGAUAUCACUAGGGAUAGAUCUAAUAGAAGCAUGUUCUUAUCUCAGGGUGAUUACUUGAAUAAAAUCUUGGAUAGGUUUAAUAUGAAUAACUCUAAAUCAACCCCCUUACCCUUAGGAGGGCAUUUAGAACUCUCUAGAGAUCCUUGUCCUAUGACUUUAGAAGAAUCUGAGAAAAUGGCUAAGAUCCCCUAUGAUGUUGCUUCUGGUUCUCUUAUGUAUGCCAUGCUUUGUACUAGACCUGAUCUCGCUUUUGCUGUUAGUAUACUUAGCAGGUUUAUGUCUGAUCCUAGGAUCAAACAUUGGACUGCUAUGAAAUAUACUCUAAGAUAUUUGUCUGGUACUAAAAACCUUGGUCUGAAAUACUUUAAUGCUGAUUUGUGUGAUCUGAAAGGUUUUGUUGAUUCUGAUUAUGCUGGGUGUAAAGACUCAAGAAAAUCAACCACUUCUUGGUUCUUUACUUGGGCUGGUAACUGUAUAUCUUGGAAAUCUCAAUUGCAAUCUGUAGUAGCUCUGUCUACUACAGAGGCUGAAUAUAUUGCAGCCACUGAGGCUAUCAAAGAAGCAAAAUGGUUAAAAGGUAUUCUGGGUGAGGUAUUGGGGACAAGCAUUGUUCCUACCGUCUUCUCUGAUAGUCAAAGUGCUAUAUAUUUGUGCAAAGACCCUAUGUAUCAUGAAAAAACUAAACACAUAGAUGUUAGAUUUCAUUACAUUAGGGAUGAGAUUUCUAAAGGCAACAUAAAAAUUGAUAAGAUUACUGGAGAUGUUAAUCCUGCUGAUUUUGGUACUAAAAUUGUUCCUGUUGCUAAGUUUUUGUUUUGCAGGCAGUUCUUCAAAGUCUUUGAAGUACCUUGAACAUGAGGGUACUUGUUGGGUUAAUGAUGAAAGGGUAUAAUCUGGUCUCUUGAAUCCUGAUACUAGCAAUGAUGAUAAAAGCUCUAAUGAGCUGUGCUGCACCAGAAUUGGUCUUAGGAGGGCAAAUUGUUAUAUUUGUAAUCCUAAUUCUGGUUAUAUUUAUCCAUGAUGUUAAAUGCUUAGAUCGGAAGGUAAAGCAAGAUUAAGAAUAAUUUAGGUCUGGCCCGUUUCAGCCUUUAUAUUUUGGUUUGGGCCUGUUUUAGAAAAGUCCAGUCCAUUCUCUAUAUCUUUGACCCAGCUCUUUUGAUUUGCAUAUAAGACGUCUCCUUCCUUCCUUCUGGAGAUAUCUUUUGCGUCAUUUGAAACCCUAAGUCCAAAAAGGCAAGUCUGAGAGCUUGAGCGUUGAAGAGAGAGAAACCUCUGGUUUUUUCUUCUGUUCGUUCGAUUCUACUUCACUUGAGGUCAAAGCAAGCUGAGAAAGGUUGGAGAUCAAUCGUGUGGAGAAGCUGGAACGCUGGGCUGUUGGUUCGAUUCCAAGAAUCUGAUACACCUGGGUUUCUGAAGCUUUGUUCGGUUAUUUCUAUUCCUUUUACUAUUUUAGUUGUAUUGCUUGAGUUUUGGCUGAUUCUUGUGUGUUGGAUCUUAUUGAUUUCUGGUCUUGCUUUGCAACCAUCUUUGUAUUCAAACUUUUCUGAGCUAGUGGAUUCUUGGGACCGGGUUUCCCCUGUUGAAACCCCGCAGAGUAGGAUUUAUCCGAACUGCGUCAACAUAUCGUGUGUUCAUUUCUUUAUUUUCUGUAUUAGUUGAAUAAGAGUUGUGAAUCCGAUAUUUUGGCUGUGACUAUCAAUAUAGUCUGUG